Pocillopora meandrina is the source of this 9788-nucleotide messenger RNA. Lineage: Eukaryota; Metazoa; Cnidaria; Anthozoa; Scleractinia; Pocilloporidae. The record is from the annotation of a GenBank genome assembly.
AUGCUCAAUGUGAAUCUACUUUUUUCUUUUCGCCUUUUAGUGUGCCGGGCCAGAAUCGACCUCGCCUUUGUCAUAGACGCUUCCGGUAGUGUUGGCCGCGCUAACUUCCGCCGUUGUCUAACCUUCGUCAAAAACAUGGCCCGAGUGUUCACAAUCUCCCGAAGCUACACCCGCUUUGCUGUGGUGCUUUAUUCAUCGCGUCCCUCUAAGAUAUUCGGUUUCAAUCGCUACCUUAAUCAACACUCCCUGCUUCGAGCGAUUGGCCGCAUACGAUACACUGGCGGCGGAACUAAGACGGGUUACGCACUGACUUACACUUAUCAAAGACUCCUACGCUACAGCAGACGAAAGAACAAAGUCGUGGUUGUCAUGACUGAUGGUCGCUCGUAUGAUAAAGUGCAGCCACCAGCCUUGGCUAUCCGUCGUAAAGGGAUAAAGAUACUUACCUUAGGGGUAGGAAAGGGCUACAGCAUGAAGCAACUGAUACAGAUGUCAUCCAACAGACGGGAUGUUUUCACCGCUGAUUUUAAGAACUUGGGAUCUGUUGUGAAGAUAAUCAAAAGAAGAGCUUGUAAAGGUAUUGAGCUUAUUACAUGUAUUUUCUGGUAAAAUGCAGCUCACACGAAGAGAAACAAGCUGUGAAGGCGUAGAUAAAAAGAUAUUAUUGUAUGCAUGUGAUCCCUCUAUCUGAAAUGUAGACCCCUUGUUGAAAAUGCUGCUAUUCCUCGCCUAGAGAACCACAUCUAUAUUUUUAUAAAGGUGUCUUCAAGAGAACUCGUUCUAUUUUUUACCGCCAAUUUUUAGACUUCACUCAAAUAUCUGUGGCGUGAAUACGAAAGUUAUUUGCUUUAGUUAUGUUGAAAAAUUGUCAAUGUUUUCUCUUUCAGCUGGUAAACCUCGACCUCCGAGACCACCACGCCCACCAAAACCAGUUGGUAAGUGCGGGCGAUAAACCAGACCAGUACCUUAUGACUUUAAAUUUCAUGUCAUAAAGCGCGUUUUGAUCGAGUGUCGUAAAACCCAAAUAAAGUUAUGGUCCAAAGCCAAUCAGGAGAAAGGAAAAUAUCAAAAGGAGCCAAUGCGACCUCGAACUAAAAACAAGCAUUUUUAGUCAUUCUAAGUUUUCGAGAGUGUGGAAGCCAUUUUAUACUAGUUCAUUGCAACCGCUGUUUACCUUUGUAUCAUUGCAGUAAUAAAACGAGCUGUGGCUGUGUACCCACUGAACCGUAACACUCAAGGCAGAGACAUCAGCUUCGCAAGAAAUCUCAACGGUAGACUAGGUAGGGUCAGAUUUGCCAAGGGACCUGAUAACUUGCCGGGCGGUUCGAUUGAAUUCUUUGGCCGUAGCAACAGCUACGUAGAGUUUCCUAACCGAGGAAAACUCGACACUGGUCGUUCUAUAACUCUAUUGGCGUGGAUCUACCAUACUGGUCGAGCAGGACCCAUCUUUAAUUACAUGCCGAACGGAUGGGGCGUACACUUUUGGAUGGUUACACCGUCGACGCUUUUUGCACGGUUUACACGUCGUACAGGAAGGCGUUUCACGCGGGCGAUUUACAGUCGAAGUGUGAAGCCGCGUAAAUGGCAGUUCGUUGGUGCUACCUACAACUACAGAACUGGUGUAGCGCGUUUGUUUGUGAACUCGCGGUUUGUAGUGUCCACUCGUGUAGGACAAAUAAGACUGGCGACUAACUACCCUGUCAGGAUGGGAGCACGUAUUGGAGACAGAAGAUAUUUCAAGGGAAGAGUUUCAUGCAUGCAAGUCUAUAGCCAAGGUUUGAACAGGAAUCAGAUACUUGUGCGUCAAAGAAGGUGUUUCCGAGCAGGUAAUAGAGCUACUUUUGGAGUCGUAAGGAAAUUUUCGAGUUUUUCGGAGUACAUACUUAGGAACUAGAGAAUUGAUCUUUCCGAGAAAAAUACCUUAAAAGGAUCAAUUAUUAACCUUGACGUUGACAAAAACAUAUGGUGUUAUGCGCUCUGUUAAGCCUGGCAAUUAAAACACUUGUCAAAGCAAAGUUACAAUAGUUAUUGACUGACUAACGGAGAUGUCGCUACUCUCUAUUUGUUUAAUUCAAGAGUUGUUAUGAAAUCUUGAGAAUCAUUAAAGAUUUAGCAUAGUAAGUCACAUGAGUAACGUGUUUUCCAUUUCCCUCUUAUUUUUUUUUUCUUUUUUCUACUCUGUAUUAAUGGGCUUGUAUCUUUUAUCUCUUCUCUUUUUAGUGAGACCUCGACCCAGACCUGUGCGGCCGGUAAGACCAACUCGACCUAAAGGUUUGUGGUUUUGUUUGCUUGAUAUCCACAGCAUCUUCCGGUUUUCCUUUUUUUCCUUUUACUGCUUUCCUUGUUGUCAAUGGUACUGUGUCUCUUGAAAAGUUAAAUUUGGGUCUGACAAAUGCUCAAUUACUUAUUUUCUCUACCUAGUUAAAACUCAAGCCGUGGCUAUUUUCCCUCUCAAUGGAGGAACCAAGGGCAGAGACAUCAGUAACCGUGGCAAUUCGCGCGGAAUACUCAGUUAUGUCCGCCCUGCGCCCGGACCGGAUGGAACACGUGACGGCUCUUAUCAGUUCUACGGAAGAAGCAACAGCUAUAUCCAAUUCCCUAACCGAGGAGGCCUAGAUACUAAGAAUUCAAUAUCUCUCCUGGCCUGGAUUUUACAUCAGGGACGCGCAGGACCCAUCUUCAACUACAUGCCCAACGGUUGGGGUGUGCACUUCUGGAUGAUUACACCGAGAACGCUGUUUGUGCGGUUUACGCGCCGCAGAGGACGUCGCUUUACGAGUGCUGUUGUUAGUAGGAGCGUGAUUCCAGGAAGAUGGCAGUUUGUCGGCGCAACGUAUAACGGAAGAACAGGGAAAGCGAAGUUGUUUGUAAACAACAAAUUCACGGCAAGGAAGUACAUCGGACAAAUACGGCUGGCGACUAAUUACCCAGUGAGAAUGGGAGCUCGUAUUGGCGAUGGACGAUAUUUCCGAGGACGAAUCUCCUGUAUGCAAGUUUACAAUGGGGCUUUGUCUCGCUGGAAAAUUAAUUCUAAGAAACGAAGAUGCUUUAGAAGAAGUAAGCUCCGAUCCGAGUAUUGUCGUUAUUGCUGUUCUUUUUAAUCUUCAUUUGCUCGUUACAAUCAGUCGUUACACGUAAAAUAUGAAUGCAUUCUCUUCAUGGUUUUUGUGAAACAAAUAUAUGUAAAUAUACAUUUCUUUCCUUUAGAAGUUCGACCUGGGCCCAGACCCCGCCCACGGCCACGACCAGUACCACUUCCAAGACCUAAGCCCAGACCCAGGCCAAAACCCGGAAAAGGUGAGAAGAGCGAGUGCUUGUACUAGUCAAGGUGCCUCGGGGCAAGCAGAGACAUCUUACGCCUUUUUUCUUACCUUGAUUACUUUGCUACCAAGUAGCCUUGCACACAAUUCCUUCGUUGAUCAGUUCACUUAAGGAUAACUCGUAACACUAUAAUCUCUUCAUGCUUCAGAAACAGGGAUAGGAUCCGGCAGUUUCAACUUAACCCUUCAUUCUCGUCUUUUGCGAUAAUCAUCAAGUUAAAAUGACGUCUCCCGCUCUGCCCCCUUAAUUUUAAUUCUUGGGAGACACGGUGUUACAGGGAUCAGCUAGCCGAUUCUUGAGUGAUUUAAGGUCCGGGUUAAAGCCUUGACUGGGUCAAUGUGUUGUUUUAUUGGGCAGGGCACUUAAGUCUCGCAUUCAUACUCCGCCCUGCAAUGUAAAUAAAUACGGCAGAAUAUCAGGGAGAUGUGAUGAAUCUGUAACGGUAUCUCUGCAACGCACUGACUUCCCGUCAAGUGGAGAGAGUAAAUACUCCAAGUUGUUUCCUUUGACUAAAACCUAGAUAAGUUCCGAUCCUCUCGUUCCUAAGCUAAAUCAUGCGAAAAUAUGACUUUCUCUUGCCUAAAUAGAAUGUUUGUGUUUGCCUUGCUUUUAUUUAGUUUGUAUUGCGAAAUUGGAUCUCGCCUUCCUCAUCGACGGCUCAGGUAGCGUUGGCUUUUCAAACUUCCGCCGUUGCCUGGUAUUCAUCCAGAACGUUAUUCGAGGAUUCAGGAUCUCUCAGCGAUACACACGCAUUGCUGCUGAAGUUUACUCUUCAACUCCACGCAGAACAUUCCAAUUUACCCGAUACAGUAAUGCUUACCAAGUCCUCAGGGCCGUUGGAUCCAUAAAGUACCCGCGUGGUGGAACAAACACCGGGAAGGCUCUUUGGGACGUGCUUAGAUACGUGUUCCGCGGUAGGACCAACCGGAAAAGGGUCCUUUGUGUAUUAACCGACGGACGUUCUCAAGACCAUGUGUUGAAACCCGCCCAAGCGCUGAAGCGAGCGAAUGUUGAAGUUUUCUCGGUCGGUGUAGGUAGAGGAUACAGUAUUACUCAGCUAAACCAAAUGGCAACAGACCGCAAUCACGUGUUCACAGUUGAUUUCAGAAACCUCAACUCAAUCAUUAAGGCCAUUAAAAAGAAGGCUUGUAAAGGUAAAUGUUCUUUUUGUUGCUAGUUGUUCUUGGGUACACUAAGAUUGUAAUGAAUAUUGCUCAGCAUCUUAGGGAUAAAAUGUAUUAGAAUUGUUUACUGAUGUAUGGUUUAUUACUUUUCUCACUCACUGGUUCACAGUGACUGACCUAUUAAUUGAAAAUGGUAGACAGUUUGUUCAUUUGUUUUUCUUCUUUGUUCUUUGCGUUAUUUAAAUAUUCAUACUCUUCUAUUGAAGGAGGACAGAAACCACCAUCGCCUCACAGACCCUCAGGUACCAAUUUUUUUCCUAUUUUCCCCUUUUUUAUGACUUGCUUGGUCAAAUAGAUAUAUUUCUUCGUCCCAGUGCGUCUUGCAAUAUAUGUUUUUGCUUAGAUACAAGGUAAAUUUCUGAUCGCUUACGAAUUUUUUUUUUCAAUAUUCUUAAGGAACCCUGCGGGCGGUUGCUGUAUACCCAUUGAACUCCCUCACCAAGUCACGCGACAUCAGCUUCAACAGGAAUCCGCCGGGUAUCAUGUCAAAUGUUCGACCAGCCCCAGGUCCCGACGGACGACGUGGAACAAGCUAUGAGUUCUUAGGGCGACGCAGCAGCUUUAUCCAGUUCCCUAACUUCGGAAAAAUAGACACCAAAAAAUCCAUAACUAUUUUAGCUUGGGUAUACCACCAGGGUCGGGCAGGACCCAUAUUCAACUAUCACCCCAGCGCGUGGGGUGUACACUUCUGGAUGGUUGGACCACGCGCUCUGUUCGUUAGAUUCACGAAGAGGAGGACUAAAGACUUCACAGCUGCUUUAAUGAGCCGAACCGUUAAGCCAAGCCACUGGCAAUACGUGGGUGCCUCCUAUGAUCACUCAACUGGAACGGCCAAGUUGUUCGUCGGUGGAAGACUGGUUUCAAGGAAACGAAUUGGAAGAAUACGAUUGGCUACGAAUUAUCCUGCAAGAAUGGGGGUGAGGAUUGGCGAUGGAAGGUAUUUCCGUGGACGUAUUUCGUGUCUCCAGGUUUACAGUGCCCCCUUAAAUGCCAGACAAAUAGCUGCACGUGCAAAGAGAUGUUUUGUUCCAGGUAAGUUGUUAUUUUUCUUCUUUCAUCUGCAUUUUGAAACUCGGCCAUUAAGCUAAAAUUUGUUCCAGUAGUUUUCAUUACAUUCGAUCUAAUUUGCCUAUCUAUUAUUUUAACUUUGCCAGGACUUCCCAAACCACGCCCGCCACCACGCCCAACUGGACAGCUGUUUAAACGAAGAGGUUGCUAUAAAGACAGAUCUCGCAGAGCCAUGGUUAUACUUCUUGGCAACUUACGACGAAGGCGAGAUGCAGUCAUGCGUUGCUUCCUUUUGGCGUCCAGGCGGGGAUAUCGAGCAUUCGGUGUCCAGGAUGGCGGAGAAUGCUUCUCUGGCCCUCAGGCGCACCGCACGUUCAACAAAUAUGGCCGAUCGGGUAGAUGUAAAAAUGGAAGAGGAGGACCAUGGGCGAAUGAUGUGUAUAUAAUUAUUAGAAAACGUAUGUAGGUUUAAGCUUGAAUAUUUUAUUUUUGAAGAACUUGUAUAACAUAUUUGCAAACUUGUUUAAAAUGAAAACUGAUUUGAACUUAAUCGUCACGUCUUGAAAUUGGCAACCGUAUAAUAACCUAAGUUUCAGAUUAUCUUACCCUAUUUCUUUAAUCAAUCUCUUUCAUGCAGAGUGAGAUAGCAAAUUCCAUGAUCCUUAAUUUAAAUAUAGUGCUAUCUUAGAAUAACUUGCUAUGUUGUUUGUCCCUAUAGGACCUAUUCCGCGACCUCUUCCUCGGCCCAGACCUCAACCGCGCCCUGCUCUACCAGGUGAGAUGACACUUGAUAAAAUCGACGUGUCCUGAACUUGGAGCCUCUAAUUUCAUAUAUUUUAUAUUGUUUAAAAUAUCCAGUGACGUACCCUCACAGCAUUUUUUGAUAGUUUGUUUCCUUCAUGGAAGACUACUACAAACGAUAUGCUAUAUAUUGCAAAAUUUCACUCAUUCCAUGGUCCGUAUACCAAUAAUAUAUUUAUUUAUCUCAACAGUUUGCAAAGCCCGUUUAGACUUGGGCUUCAUUGUAGAUGGUUCCGGAAGUGUUGGUCGUGCGAAUUUCAUUAGAUGUCUGAACUUCAUCAAGAAUUUAGUCAGCUCGUUUGUAAUCUCUCCCGGCCAUUCUAGAGUGGGACUUCUAAUAUACUCUCAACGCGUCAUUCCAGUAUUCUCUUUCGGUCAACGCCCACGUUUGCGUGGGGUCCUACGGGCAAUUAGUAGAAUCAGGUAUCCUGGAGGGGGUACUAAGACCGGUAAGGCUCUGUCUUACUCUAGGAGGUACCUGUUCGCCAGAAGCAGCCUCCGUAAGAUUUUAAUACUGAUGACAGAUGGCAAGUCGUACGAUAGAGUCAAGAAACCUGCAGCAGUGCUACGUAACAUGGGAGUGCAGGUGUUUGCUCUGGGUGUCGGAAAACGAUACAGCAUGAAACAACUUUUGCAGAUUGCAAGCAAUCGACGGCAUGUCUUUACAGCAGACUUUAGGAACUUGGGAUCGUUUGUGAGGGCCAUCAAACAGAAAGCUUGUCGAGGUGCGGUCGGAUAUAACAAGAUGUAGUAUCUAAAUACUCUUAGCGUUUAUCCGCACAUGGGAAUUGCUGCCUCUAAAACAACAUUUCCUUGCGGACUAUCAGGCUUACAGAUUUUGAGGGGAGCACCAUGUUCUAACAAGGAAGCGAAAACCUUACAACAGCAAAGUUGUCAACAAUAAGGGCGAUUUUUGAAGCAACGAUAACGUGUAAUUUAAAGUACUUUUUUACUUUUUGUCGUGAACCCAAAACCGAUAUUGUAUUAGAGGCCAAUUAAAUCUCUAAGCCUAUGUCUAUAAUAGGGCGGGAAAAGCAAGUGUGAAAGACCCAGCUGAUAUGAGUUUUGCUUCUGAUUGGUUGAUGCUGAUUUCUGAUUUUUGUUUUGCAUUUGAUUGGUUUACAAGAGGCGCGUUUUUCAGGACCAAUCACAAAGCAUACUUUAACAGCGAACCGUUACUUGAUAUAUUUUUUGGUGAAGUCAAUUAGAUUGCGACCAUUGAUAAGCUGGUCGUGAUCGCCAGCUCUAUUUCCAUGCAAUGUUUGAACCUAACUACAAGUGUAGUUUCCAGUGUAACAUUACUAAUACUACCUUUCUGUAAUUUGAUUAAAGUUACUUUUCUAUAUUCCAGGUAUUACCAAGAAACCGAAAAAACCACGUAAGUCCACUGACUUUCACCUCGCGUAAACGUUUCCUAACUUACCAUCUGUGCAGUAACUCUGGCUCUUUCUCAUUCGAAGUAAUUUUGUAAAGCAAAGAUCUGCGAAAUCAUUGAUGAUGUUAAACCCCUCUCUUGUUGGACGCGGUCCCAGACGUCGAUCCAAAGUCUUCAUCCAACAUUACAUCUUAGCUUCGAAAGAGGAAACACAUACGCUCUUAAAAAAACAUAUUGGAGAUACUGCUGACUUCUAUUAUCACGUAGAAUAUAAGAUGGCCCUUAAAAUAGAGAGCUUAACUCCUGUUGAACUUACCUCGGAUACAUGCGUACAGCUGAUCGCACGCUUAAUGAACUAUGAAAAUAUUCAACAUUACUUUUGAUUUUACAAACCCGCUUAAAGCUGAAAUAGAAAAUUUGAUCAAAUGCCUUCUUUUUUGCAUAUGAACAGACGCCAUGUCCGCUGUCGCCAUAUUCCCGUUCAGUAAAACAUACAGAGGAAGAGAACUUCGCAACAGGAACCCACCAGGUUACCCGUCUCACGUCCUAUUCACCCCCGGUCCCGAUGGAUUACCAUACGGUUCUUAUUACUUCCUUGGUCGACCAAACAGCUACGUGGAGAUUCCUAACAAAGGAACGCUGGAUGUUCGUAACUGCAUCACCAUCUUGGCCUGGAUUUAUCACGAAGGAAACGCAGGACCGAUUGUGAACUACAAGCGCAAUGGAUGGGGCGUCCAUCUCUGGAUGGUCAACCCCAGAACGCUGUUUGUGCGUUAUACACAGCGCCUUGGACGGCGCUUCACGCACGCUUUGGCGUACCGCGGUGUAAAACCGCGAACAUGGCAGUUCGUUGGAACUUCGUACAAUCGAAACACAGGCGUUGCUAAAUUGUAUAUUAACGGCAAGAUGGUUUCGCGCCGAAAGAUCAGAAAGAUUUCAUUGGCUACCAAUUACGAGAUCAGAGUUGGAGCCCGUCAGGGUGACCGUCGCUAUUUCCGAGGUCGAAUUGCUUGCCUACAAUUUUAUAGCGCUGCUUUGACGACUAACAUGAUCCGUCGGCGAAUGAGGGCUUGCUUUAGAAGAGGUAAGCUUAAAUGGAAGUCUAUUUUAAGGAGUGGAUAAAAAAAUAUGACUUAUGUUUUGAAUGCAGGUUGUCAUAAAUCAUAGGAUGACUAACUUCAGGAAGCCUGUUAUCAAUCCAUCUUUGACGCCUUAAUGGACUUAAUAUAAUUAAAACCCUACGUUUUGGAAGAGGAAACCGAUGCCAAUGUUUUUAUCUGUUCCAUUCGACUAUUAUAAGACUAAGACGUUGUGAGUCUCAACAAACGAGUUACUGUGUCAGAAACGUAUUUAAAGUAAGUUCUCCUCUUUCUGUUUUCAGGCCCCAUGCCUGUUCCGAUUCCGAAACCGAGACCCGGAGGACGAGGUGAGUAUCGUGCGCAAUUAAUUUCGCUUUUUAGGGGCUUGAUUUAAGCAUAGUUAGUAGAAGUGACUGGUUAAAAAAGCCCGUAAACGGUAUCACGACGUUUACUCAUGAUUCCGUCGCUGCAGACUCAGCGGAAUCGGACCACUUUUCCCCCCAUGUUUUUGCCAGUAUUCCGUUGAAUGCAACGUUUGUUUCCGGUGCCAAAUUUAUUGAUGACGUUUACUGAAUAGAAACAGAAACAAAGACUUUUACAUUUCCGUAUUGUUUCCGAAUAACGGAAUCAUCCAAUUUUGUCCCGUGUCCAAGCGUUAUAUUUACCAUCUUCUUUCUUCUCGUUUUUCUUUUUUCAGUUUGCAAAACAAAACUUGAUCUUGGUUUCGUCAUUGAUGGCUCCGGAAGCGUAGGACCCUCGAACUUCAAACGCUGCCUCCAAUUUAUCAAGAACAUGAUUCGUACUUUUGUCAUAUCACGUGGCUAUACGCGCGUUGGAGCGGUCCUCUACAACACAAGAGCGUACAAAUUAUUUGGCUUUAAUCGAUUCGGAAACAAAAACCAACUUCUCAGCGCUGUAAGUCGCAUACGGUAUCCGAGGGGAGGAACGAAGACUGGUCGGGCAUUAAGCUACGCAUACCACUAUCUGUUUCGUCGAAGUAGGAGGCGGAAGAUGUGUAUU